Aspergillus heteromorphus CBS 117.55 is the source of this 2186-nucleotide messenger RNA. RefSeq names its product putative MFS phosphate transporter. The transcript has 4 exons. Gene Ontology annotation, biological process: transmembrane transport. Gene Ontology annotation, molecular function: transmembrane transporter activity. Lineage: Eukaryota; Fungi; Ascomycota; Eurotiomycetes; Eurotiales; Aspergillaceae. Gene Ontology annotation, cellular component: membrane. The record is from RefSeq and is a predicted model, not a curated record. The coding region runs from base 121 to 2106 and encodes 661 amino acids.
CGCCCCGACGCCUUCACCUCGAUCGAUUCGAGUCCGUUCCUCUCUUAGGAGAACAUCCCCCCCCUCAAAGGACGUUUCACGCCCGCCUCCCACCUCCGCAUAUCACGAUCGGUCGACAAGAUGACCGACUUUGGCCUUCGUGCUCCCCACGGGCCCGACAUGUCGGGUACCCAUAACCCUCUCGAGGACAUGGACAUCCACGAGAAGGGUGCCUUCGAUGAACUCAUUCGCCCCGAUGACAGCUAUACUCCGGACGGCACGUAUUGGGCCGACUUGCCCCUCAUGAAGAGAAUCAAAUUCGUCGGCUCCAACGACGCCGCGGAAGCCAAGCGCGAGCUCGGCGAGAUCUGGAAAAUGACCAAGGCGGACCCCCUCUCACCCAUCUCGCAUUACUUCCGGAACAUGGUCCUCCCUGGUGCUGGUCUGGGUCUCGAAGGUUACGUGCUUUUCUCGAUUGGAAACAUCAAGCCCCUGUUUGAGGAUUCGUUCAAGUCGUGCUGGAAGACACAUGAGAUCUGCAAUGCUCAAUGGAUCAACGCGGUGGAUUAUCUCGAAAUUCUCGGCAUCAUUGCCGGUCAGGUUGCGGUCGGAAUCGUUGGUGACUGGCUUGGUCGUCGUUGGGGUCUGAUUCAAGACGCUUCGGUCAUGUUGCUGGGUUUGAUCAUGCUUACCGCCGCCUGGGGUGUCACUCAGAACGGCUGGGUUAUCUGUUACGCCUGGUCCCUGUUUAUCUACGGUUUCGGUGUUGGUGGCGAGUAUCCGAUGACUGCCACGAGCGGUAUGGAGGGCGCCGUUGGCUCUGGAAAGGUCUCGACCAAGGAGGACCGCCUUCACCGUGGCCGCAAGGUCACCAGUGCUUUCUUGAUGCAGGGUUGGGGUCAAUUCCUCAACCAGGCCCUGCUGAUCCUUUUGCUUCUCAUCUUCCACCACGGUAGUGGCAAUGCGCCCUACUCCGCGGUGGCUACUCAGUGGACUUACCGGAUCUCUUUCGCCAUCCCCGCUGUCGGCACCCUGUGGCUCGUCUACUACCGUGCCUACCACAUGAAGGCGGCUAGCAAGCAACUAGCGGCUGCGAAGAAGAAGGCGUCGGUGACUGGUUAUGAUGUCGCCUCGUUGAAGCUGACUUUCCGCUACUUCGGCUUCCGUAUCCUGGCAACCGCCGGUUGCUGGUUUGCCAAUGACGUCUUCUUCUACGGCAACAAGCUUUUCAGCUCCGAAUUCAUUGAAGUCCUCAGCCCCGGAAGCACUUCCAUCAUGCCUACCUGGCUUUGGAGUUUGUGCAAUUGCGGUGUGGAGUUGGCCGGUUACUACUGCGCCUCCUUCUUCGUCGAUAACAAGCUCUAUGGCCGCAAGCGCAUGCAGAUGAUUGGAUUCCUCAUGUGCUUCAUCCUCUUCGUGGUUCCCGCGUUCCACUACGACUACUACACUCAGCCUGAAAACAUCCAUGCUUUCCAGGCGAUGUACUUCCUGAGUUCGUUUUUCAACCAAUUCGGCCCCAAUUCCGUCACCUUCCUGGUGGCUGCCGAAGUGUUCCCGACCCCUAUUCGUGCCACGGCUCACGGUAUGUCCGCGGCUUGCGGCAAAUCCGGCGCGCUUCUCGCGUCUGUCUUGUACAACUACAUUGACACCCAAACCAAGUUCUACUUCGUGCCUUGGUUUGGUCUCCUGGGCAUGCUCCUGACCUUCAUCUUCCUCCCGGAUACCACCGGUCUCGACCUGAAGGAGCAGGAGCGUCGUUGGCAGUACAUUCGUGAAGGCCGGGAGAGCGACUACCACGGCCCUGCCGUCCACGCGGAGCACCUCUCUCUCUGGGAGCGCCUCACCGGAGUCGGAAAGAACUACGAUGCCGAACUUGACUACAAGCUCAAGGUUGAGGAGUACCGGGCCGAGUGGGAGGCCGCCAUGUCCCGCAAGAUCGCCGAAAACCCCAAGGACGAGGACUUCCUGCAAGAUACGGACGAAUCCCUCCUUGAAGGCCACGUGCACUCCUACUUCCACCGCACCAGUCCGAUGUUCCGCCCGAUGGAGCAGACUGCCAAGGCGGAUAACUUCACGCUGCCUCCGGCGGCGCAGGACGAAUCUUACAACGAAAAGUCCGAGUUAUGAGUAUGAUUUUCAAGAAGCUUGUGGGACGGCGUUUUGUUUUUGAUUGUUUGGAUACAGGCUAUCCGUUUUUUUUUUUUUUU